Scylla paramamosain (green mud crab) is the source of this 3948-nucleotide messenger RNA. It is a transcript of the gene nst, whose product is annotated as phosphoacetylglucosamine mutase-like. Gene Ontology annotation, biological process: UDP-N-acetylglucosamine biosynthetic process; carbohydrate metabolic process. The record is from RefSeq and is a predicted model, not a curated record. Gene Ontology annotation, molecular function: magnesium ion binding; phosphoacetylglucosamine mutase activity. The transcript has 9 exons. NCBI's taxonomy places the organism in Eukaryota, Metazoa, Arthropoda, Malacostraca, Decapoda, Portunidae. Bases 16 to 1740 code for a protein of 574 amino acids.
UAGUUUGUGCAGCUAAUGACAGGUAGAGAUGGCAACUGUGACAGGAGCGGCCGGCGAGGUUGGCGCGUGGCUGGCAGCCUGGCAGGGCGGCGCGGCCAGUCACCUGUCAGCAUGGAAAGUGGGAGGAUGUUCGCCGAGACAGUUCGUGUAGCAAAGGAAUCUCACCCUAAAACAACCACUAAGACAAUUAAAUAUGGAACAGCGGGAUUCAGGACGAAGGCUGAGGAACUGGACUUCGUCAUGUAUCGCAUGGGCAUCCUGGCAGCCAUGCGGUCCAGGGACACCAGAGCGGCCAUUGGGGUCAUGAUCACUGCCUCACACAACCCAGUGCCAGACAAUGGAGUGAAGCUGGUGGACCCUCAGGGAGAGAUGCUUGCCCCUGCCUGGGAAGCACACGCCACCACGCUGGUCAAUGCCACCGAUGACGGGAUUGCUGCAGCACUGGAGGCCAUCACCAGUGCUGCCAAGAUCAACACUGGGAAUGCUGCUCUUGUUAUCGUUGGCAGAGACACAAGGCCGAGCAGCAACAGCCUGCGUGACGCUGUGCUGGCGGGUGUGGCGGCGGCGGGUGGGGAGGUGAGGGACCUUGGCGUUGUCUCUACACCAGUGCUGCACUACAUGGUGACCUGCCACAAUGAUGGCGGAGAGUAUGGUGAGCCAACCAUUGAGGGAUACUACAAGAAAAUUUCUCAGGCUUUUGUUACUCUUCGGUCUGGCGGCGCCUCCAAUGGAAACUAUGAACCUGUGAUUUUGUUUGACGGAGCAAAUGGAGUGGGAGCACUGGCCAUGGAGGAAUUCACGAAGCACCUGCAGGACUCCCUCAAGGUCACCAUGUACAACAAAGGGGAGGGCAUCCUCAACCACUUGUGUGGGGCUGACUAUGUCAAGGUGCAGCAGAAGUGGCCAGAGGGUGUGCCCAAGACCCAGAAUGUGAGAUGUGUGUCGGUGGAUGGAGAUGCAGACCGUGUGAUGUACAGCUUUGUGGACAGCAGUGGCCAGUACUACAUGUUGGACGGGGACAAAAUUGCUACCUUGGUUGCUGGCUACUUGAAGGAGUUGGUAGCAGGAUCUGGGUUGAAGCUUAACCUUGGUCUUGUCCAAACUGCCUAUGCCAAUGGAGCAUCCACCGCCUACAUCACAGAGAAGCUUGGCGUGCCUGUGGCGUGCGUCAAGACUGGUGUCAAGCACCUGCAUCACGCUGCUCAGGACUUUGAUAUUGGUGUUUACUUUGAGGCAAACGGUCACGGUACUGUGAUCUUCUCCAACUCUGCCAGGCAAGCCAUCAAGGAAGCUGCCAAGGCUAAAAAUGCUCAAGCUGAGAAGUUGGCCCAGGUACUUGAUGUCAUAAAUGAGACGGUUGGGGAUGCCAUCUCUGACAUGCUGCUGGUGGAGACGGUGCUUCAUGCUCGUGGCUGGUCAGCACUGGACUGGAAUGCUGCCUACACUGACCUUCCAAACAGACAAAUGAAGGUGAUGGUGGCUGACAGGGCUGUGAUCACCACGACUGAUGCAGAGCGAGUCUGUGUCACACCGGCAGGCUUACAAGACUCCAUCAAUAAAAUCGUUGCCAACUUCCCAAAAGGCAGGUCUUUUGUGCGGCCUUCAGGUACAGAGGAUGUUGUUCGAGUGUAUGCAGAGGCCUCGACUCAAGAGAACACGGACAGUCUAGCAGUGCAGGUUGCAUGUGCGGUUUAUGAGCAGGCUGGUGGUGUGGGAGACAGACCAAAACCUCCUUGUUAAGAACACAACAGUGUCUUGAUGAAAGCUGCAUUGACAAGUGUCCAGCAUUAUUUCUUGAGAUAAGUUUGGAUGCUUUCUUAGAUUCAUUGAAUAUUUCUGUCUUCUGUUUAUCACAGUUGAUUGAAUUUUUCUGCACAGUACAGUAUGACAGCUGGCAUUCUAUGUGAUUGGUCCAUUUACCACUCAUGAAUCAGAAGGCAUUUAAAAGUUAAUUUGAGGCUAUAUUCCAUAUUGAUUGGUACUGGGAUUUGAGAUGCCAUUACUCAAGCUGGUGGUGGAAAUAGCCUUGUUUUGCUUUGGAUUUUAAGUGGAAAGUUUGGGUUUAGAAUGGUAAUUGUCUUCCCUGCAUUAACUGCAAAACUUUAAAAAAAAUUUGGCUUGUCUUUGUCGGUCUAUAAAACAAAAUAUUUUGUUGAAUGAAUGACAUUAAGCUUAUUUAACUUAUUAUACAUUCUGGAUAUGGAAAUAGCACUUGCCCUAGUUUAUCCUAGGUGAUGUUCCUUGGAGGGCAUGCAGUGAAUAUUGGCAGGCAUUUUUAUGGUGAGAUUACUUACUUUGUCAUUACAUUCCUUUAUGUAUAGCAGAAUACAUUGAGUUAUUUCAGAGGUUUUGGAGAGCUGUGUUUGGAUUGAGUGCCUUAAUGGGAGGGUUGACACAACAGCCAGGCAAGGUAAGCUGCUGGGUCAACCUGUUUGUAGUGCUGUCCAUUAGUGAUAAAUGGGAGAUUACCAACAAACACCAGGUAGAUUUUUAAUGCUGUAAAACUUGGUGUUGGUGCUUUUUAUAGGCUAAUGUUAUUAUAUUCUUUAUUUAAAUUGGAAUGAUUUACGUUAAUUCAUUAAUGUGAAAUUUGAGUGCUUUGUGUAUGUAUAUUUAUGUACUGCACUUGUGUAGUUAUUAGUUUUGUUGUUGUAAUGGCUCUAGUUCUAUGCUUGUGAUAUGCAGUUAUUUUUGGUAAUGGUGUCAAAUAUUUACUGAAUGCAAAAUGUUUGAAUUGACUGAAUCUUGGCCUGUGUGCUUGGAAUUUUGUCCAAAGUCAGACUAAUGUUUAAAGCAUCUCAGGCAGGUUAUUCUUCAGUCCUUAAUCAUGAGUUAUGAAAAAUCUGAUUUAUUUUACCAAAGUUGAAUAUAGUUAGUAUGACCGAAAAUAUUGCAGUUGUUGACAAUGCUCCAGUUCUGUUUUUGAUCCUCCUGAUGGCCAGUGGGCUUGGGGAGCUGGUGGAACAGCUGAACUUGUGGAUGUUUGAGAUGCUUCAGCAUAAAAGCUCAAGAGUACUUUGAGAAGGAAUGUCAGUGAUAAAGAGCAUGUACUGUAGUAUAUUCUCUUGUGCUGUGAAGCUCCAUGACAGUUAUGUAAAGAGUAGUGGAUGAGUAGGUUGUUGCAUGAAAGAAGCACAGAAAUUAUUCAUAUAUUUUUCAGCAAUAUUACACAAUUGAGGUUCUUCAGAAUCACAAGGUCACACACACAUCAAUGAGAAAAAAGGAAAAGUAGCAUAACAUCAAAUUUAUUAUGUUGUAGUGAAAAUGCUGCUGACAAUAACAAGUGUAAGGGCAAGGUCUGCAUAGAUGCCAACCUUUGCCACCACUCACCACAGUAGUGUUCACUCCUUCCCUGCACUUGCAAGGUGUUGUAAGUGUGAUCCACACAUCUGACUGGAUGUUCUCAGUACAGGGUAAUGGAACACACUAGGAAGGUGGCUCUUGCUGCUGAUUAGCUUGCAAAGUCCCAUUUUUAAAAGAUUUUAAGUGAUAUAACUGUAGUAUUCCUAUCCCUAUUUGUGAAAGUACUACAUUAUCCAAAAGUUAGUUAGUAUGGUAGUCCAAAAAUGGUUUCAAUAGGAAUGCAACUGCAUGUUUUUAAAGACACUUAGUGCAAGCAAGGCCAAUUAGCAGCUAAAGCAUUGUAUUGCCCCCAUGUUUGCAGGAAGUACUGAGCCAGAGUAAUUUUUAGGAUCCAGAACACAAUAAAUAACGUAAGUAGGGAAAAAUAACGAUUUUUGUAAAAAAGAUGUGUAUAAAAAAAAAUUCAAACUGCACAAUGUUUUCCUGCACUGAAGGUGUACAUUUGUUUGAGAGACUGGGAAAUUUUUCUUGUGUUUUGCCCUGUUCCUUCAUUUUUUGUUGGUAAACUUUUUUUUUUGUACAUUUACCAACUUGUAUGGCAUGGAUUAAUAAUAAUAUUCUGUACAGUAAUGGUAAUUCAAGAAA